Molecule: messenger RNA, 1501 nt
Organism: Phascolarctos cinereus (koala)
Lineage: Eukaryota; Metazoa; Chordata; Mammalia; Diprotodontia; Phascolarctidae
Product: UPF0764 protein C16orf89 homolog
Cellular component (GO): membrane; cytosol
Source: RefSeq, a predicted model, not a curated record
AUGUACCUACUGGGGCUGCUGCUGCCGCCAUUGCUGUUGCCACCCCUAUCUCUCCAACAACAGGACCUCUCAGAGAACAAGGUGGCCAUGGGGAGGAUGAUCCUUCCUGCCCUGGAGAAAGCCACCUCAUUCAUGGCGAAGAGGUUCAGGGAGCUUAACCUGGAUGGAGUGAUGGGAUUCUGGGUACUAGAAGUACAACUAAAAGGUGUCUUGGAGAAAUGGGGCCAGGAGCCUGCCCUGAAGCCCCUGAGCCUGAGGGUAGAGAAGAUAGUGAAGAAAUUGUUACCACUCAUCACCAGAGCCACAAUCUACCUCAAGCUCAGUGACUCUAAGUACUUCAAAGGUAAAUAUUGUGCAAGUCAGGAGACUCUACAGCCAGGGUUUUGGAAUCUCCCUCAUUCAUGGAGUCAAACAAACACCACCAUGAUCUACUCCAUGAUCUACUCCAACUCACAUCCUUUUUCAGAAAGAUUAAGUGAUUCAUACAUGGCCCUCUUACUAGGGACCAAGAAGGAGGGCUUGCAGCCCUGUGCCAUCACUGACAUCUGCAGGGAACUCAUGACUAAGCCUGGCUGCAUGGGCUAUACACUGUCACACCAGCUCCUCUAUUUCCUGAUUGCCAAAAUGAAAGGAUGCUCAGAUGGCCUGUUCCUCCAAUCCAAAUACUACAUGGAUAUUUUCUGUGCUAAUAUGAUGGCACUGAAUUUGAAAACUGAAGAAGUUGGAUUGCUAUUUCUCAAUUGAGAUCUCUUCAUGGAAAAUAUCAUGUUCUGUGGACUUUCUGGAUACUCAGAUUUCUACAAGCCUAGAUGGCUACAGGCUAUUCUUACCUGGCAGAAACCUAAGGAGGGAUGCUUUGGGAAGCAUUAUGACAAUAGAAAACAAUUACCCAUAGUUGGUGAAGACCAACAGCAAUCAUUGAGAAGAGUUAAGAGGAGAGAGAAAGGAUUUUCAGAUGGGUGUUCUUCCCACAAAACAGCUGUGGCAGUUGCAGCCUUGGGUGGCUUCCUUUAUCACUCUGCAGAACAUUCACCAACCAUCACCAAGCCUCAUUAAUGCCUCACAACAAGCAAGGAACAGCUCAAAGGGAUGAUUCUAUACCUGCUGAAAAUGAAACAUAGCUUUUUUGGUAAUGCAUCCCCUUAGGUCCUGAGAUUACAUAAAUUCACCAGCAGAGCAGUGGAAAAGUACAGGCAGACAAGCUAGACAAAACCAGUGUAAUUGAAAAUUGGGAUUAGCAGAGCUAGCAGAAGGAUAAAAGUAACAGUAUUAACUAUAUUUAGCAAAACUGGUGACCCUGAUUGGCCCCCCAGAAAUUACUAAAGUAUUUUAAUUUAACCAACAUUAGGCAUCUCUUAUGUGCAGACAACUGUGCAAGAUGCUCAGGGCAAAACAAUUUCAAUAAAUAGUGCCUGUCUCAUGGAAUUUACAAUCAAAGUGCCCCUUCCUAUCUCCUCCUAAUAUAACACUCCUGGAAAGGCGAAUUCUAGUCAUUGAAUGC